This is a messenger RNA of Phycomyces blakesleeanus NRRL 1555(-), 405 nucleotides long. RefSeq lists its product as hypothetical. The coding region runs from base 1 to 405 and encodes 134 amino acids. The transcript has 3 exons. Lineage: Eukaryota; Fungi; Mucoromycota; Mucoromycetes; Mucorales; Phycomycetaceae. The record is from RefSeq and is a predicted model, not a curated record.
AUGCGCCAGAGCAAACAUCAAUGCGGCCCACAAGAAAGGCUAAUGCUCCAAAUGCGCACCAGAGAAAAAAAAGGCUUUUCAGAGACCCUCAAGGUCACUGUCAAGAUUCAAAGCCAAAUCAAGAUAGAUAAGGCGCAUUUCUAUCAAAGUCCAAAAUCUGGGUUGUACCUCCAAGUCUCAAGGCCAAGUCGAUUUCCAAGAAGGGGUCCAAUGCAAAGUUCCAAAAGCAAGUUCCAAAAGAAAAACCAAAAACCAAAAACCAAAUCCGAGGCCUAUACUAAGUCCUGUAAAAAAAACAGGCAUAUACUAAGUCCUCCUCUCCAAAAGGAUCAAAAGAAAUCCGAACUCGAGGCAUAUACUAAGUCCUCCACUCCUAAAGGAUCAAAUCCAAAAACCGAGGCGUAG